Molecule: messenger RNA, 855 nt
Organism: Triticum dicoccoides
Lineage: Eukaryota; Viridiplantae; Streptophyta; Magnoliopsida; Poales; Poaceae
Exons: 3
Coding region: 139-588 (149 amino acids)
Biological process (GO): SCF-dependent proteasomal ubiquitin-dependent protein catabolic process
Cellular component (GO): cytoplasm; SCF ubiquitin ligase complex
Molecular function (GO): protein binding
Source: RefSeq, a predicted model, not a curated record
GGGGGCGGGGCCAACGACCUUUGCUUCCCCUUGCCGCAUGUUCCCCUCACGUCCUCCUCACCCUCUUCCACUCCCCACCGCUCACCAUCGUCGUUGUCGCGCGCUCGCUCUCCCUCGGAGCUCCCCGUGAUUCCUCCCAUGGACGGGCUGCCUGGGGAGCUGUGCUUCAAGAUCUUCCACCUCCUCGAUCACCAGUCCCUCGCCGCCGCUCCCCGAGUCUGCAGGAAGUGGAACGCGUUGACCUGCGACGACGAGCUGUGGCGCAAGCUGUUCGAGGACCGGUGGGGAGCAGACGCCACGGCCUUCUACGCGCCGGAGCCGGAGGGCGCCAAGCCCUGGAAGGACGUCUUCGUCGUGCAGGACCGAUGCGACCGAUACGGCCUGGGCGUCAGGAUCAUCAGGGAAGGAAACGACUACUACCUGAUCUACCAAGGCGAGAUCCAGAGCUACCUGGGCACGAGCUGCGACGCCAAGGAUGCGCAGCCGCAGGGUGCUGAAGCCGAGAAGAGGCAGAUAUCUGACCGGAUCCUCUUCUUCCUGGGGGACUUGGAGACUGCUUAUGCAGACGCCAAGCGUGUCAAGGUGUGACCGCGUCGUUCAUUACACAAAACUGUUGAAAUGUCUGUAAAAUUCUUGUCCUUGCUUUGCAUAGCUCGUGCAUAAGGUUGUAUCUAGUCUACGUACAGACAUCCCAUAGUGUUUCACCGUCGUAUUCUUCGUCUGGAAAUUACAGUUCAGAUGCUCACCUUUUACUAAUCUUCUUGCAGUUGCCAAACCGCAGAUAAUGUACGAUACAGUUAUUCAGUCGCUUAUUCUUGUAAUAGCAGUAAUGAAACAGUGGUGAAGGGCAACAAA